Molecule: messenger RNA, 693 nt
Organism: Penicillium nucicola
Lineage: Eukaryota; Fungi; Ascomycota; Eurotiomycetes; Eurotiales; Aspergillaceae
Product: SNUT3/LISCH7 family protein
Exons: 2
Coding region: 1-693 (230 amino acids)
Biological process (GO): RNA splicing
Cellular component (GO): precatalytic spliceosome
Source: RefSeq, a predicted model, not a curated record
AUGGCCGAGCCACCUGCGAAGCGCGCUCGUCGAGUUGACAGCGCUGCCAUGUGGGAUUCGAAUGAUAACCCGCCGCGUGCAUCAGAAUCGGAGUCAACUCGCGACCGCAGAACUUCACCACCACGAGACGAUCGACGCGACGGCCGAUAUCGCUCACGCUCACGAGAACGAAAUGACAGAAGGCGAGAACGGAGCUGGUCUCGAGAUCGCCGCGACAGAGAUCGAAGGGACGGGGGUAGAGAUGGCCGCGGGGCUCAGGAUCCGAAAAGGAGCAUUAGUCGAGAGCGCGACUAUGACAGACGAGGAACUGGACCAAAAAGUGUCAAGUUCCGCGACCGCUCGCGCUCGCGAUCCCCCGCUCGGAAUGGAACACGGGCUCGCUCACCUCCUCGAGGCCCUAGAAAUGAUCGCAGAGAUCCUAGAUCUCGAGAGGAUUCCCGGAAACCAAAUGGUGCACUGGAAGCAUCUCGCCAUGAAGAUGAGAUGGACAUGGACAUCAACGAGGAUGCAGAUGAAGACGAGAUUGAGGCGCAAAUGCGCAAGGCCAUGGGAUUCACUCGAUUCCGCACUACGAAGAACACCAAGAUUCCUGGAAACGAUAUUUAUGGGGUACGGAAGGAGAAGAAGAUUGAGUACAGACAGUACAUGAACCGCCAGGGCGGUUUCAAUCGGCCGCUCAGUCCUUCGCGAUGA